Branchiostoma belcheri (Belcher's lancelet) is the source of this 1208-nucleotide messenger RNA. RefSeq names its product glutamate formimidoyltransferase-like. Lineage: Eukaryota; Metazoa; Chordata; Leptocardii; Amphioxiformes; Branchiostomatidae. Bases 67 to 1062 code for a protein of 331 amino acids. The record is from RefSeq and is a predicted model, not a curated record. Gene Ontology annotation, molecular function: folic acid binding; transferase activity. The transcript has 6 exons.
UUUGCAAAACUUUUACUGUGGUGUUCAGUUUAGUUAGUUGUUUGCGGUAAAAAAAAUACAGGAAAGAUGACAAGACGGCUGGUAGCAUGUCUGCUGAACAUUUCGGAGGGUAGGAGUAAGGAGACACUGGAGGCUAUCGCCAUGUCUGCACUGAGGGUGAAUGACAGGGCAGACCCAGAUAGUGGCUGCAGAGCUUCAGUGCUGAACAUUUUCUCUGACCAUGAGUACAACAGAUCCUCCAUGACCAUCACAGCCACAGUAGAGCACAUUGGUGAGGCUGUGGUCCACGCCUGUACAUCUGCCUACCAACUUAUAGACAUGAGUAGACAUGAGGGAGGCCAUCCCAGACUAGGGUCAGUAGACCUGGUGCCCUUCCACCCUCUGUCUCCAGGGGUCACACUGCAGGAGUGUGGGGACAUUGCAAUAGAUGUGGCUCACAAGUUGGCCUCUACCGUCAAGGGCAGUGCAUCCUUUCUCUUCGGCCAUGCUGACCGGCCGUUGUGCCGACCACUUGCCCAGCGCAGGAGAGAAGUGGGCUGGUUUUCGACCGGUUGUCCCUUUGAGGAACUCUCACAAGACAUAGGAGAAAAACCAUCAAGCCGGUAUGGCAUAACAGCUAUUGGAGCCAUGCCUUACAUGAUGGUGAUAAAUGUCACCAUUGACACUCAGGACUUGAAGUUUGGGCAGCAAAUUGUCAAGUCCAUCAGGGGUCGAACACCUGGGGGCCUUCCUGGUGUCCAGGCUAUGGCAUUUACUCAUCAGGGACAAGUGGAGAUAGCCUGUAACAUCAUGAGUAUUCCUCAUGAAGAACAAAGUAGUACUUCAUCUAGAAUUCCCGGAACUGAAGAAAGGGAGAACUUGUACAGGUAUGGUGAGGGGGUAUACACCCCUCCCUCUGUUGUGGAGAGACGUAUACAGGAGCUAGCUGCUGAAGAAGGGGUGAGGACUGUUGGGACUACUGUGGUGGGCUUCACACCACAUGGAGCAUGUCAGCUGGCUGAACAGGCACUCAGUACAGGCCAGGCCAUGCAUUGGAAGACAAGAACACAGGUCACUAUGUGAUCAGCAUUGGAACAUGUUUCAGAGGUAGAGAUACUGAUAAUAAUGUAAAGGCAAUUUAAACUAGAGAAAUAACAUUUGCAAAGCAAGUGCAUAAUGUUUACCUUCAGACAUGGUCUGCCCUGUUAAUUUUUACUCAAACACAUUCA